Messenger RNA from Fusarium pseudograminearum CS3096, 3441 nucleotides. RefSeq lists its product as uncharacterized. NCBI's taxonomy places the organism in Eukaryota, Fungi, Ascomycota, Sordariomycetes, Hypocreales, Nectriaceae. The transcript is spliced from 3 exons. Gene Ontology annotation, molecular function: ATP-dependent chromatin remodeler activity; ATP binding. The coding region runs from base 1 to 3441 and encodes 1146 amino acids. The record is from RefSeq and is a predicted model, not a curated record.
AUGUGCCUCAAGACAGCACCUCUAAUUCCCAUUGGAUCUUUAACGAUUAAUAAAGAAGAACUAUGUCCAGAGUCGAGAGUCUGGGCUUCGGAUAAUGUCGAAGGGUGGAAAAUGUUUCGUUCUUUGUCAAGUGACUCAGACAUCAAACAUCACGACGCUUAUCUACCGAAUGAUCUGGAGGUUAAAUUGACAAAGAUAAAACGACUCAAACAACACUUCGACUUGUGCCGAAAGUCCUGGGUGAGACUUGAAUUCAAUGUCAACAAUCAAUAUUCCGAUCGAGGCACUUUGAGGCUAUACUUCCUCCCGGAUGACGCGCUGCGCCGCACCGUCAAUCGAUCAGAUCGGUCCUUACUCAGAUCCAGAGACAAAAUCUUCGAUCAAUUGAACUACUCUCAAGAAGCAUGGAACGGAAGCACUGAUGCUAAAUGGCUGCACAGGUCGCACAUCUGCACGUCUAUCAACUUGAAAAGCGACCAGGAAGAAGGCAUGUCCCUUCUUCAGCUCUUUAACAACAUCCCAUCACCUGCGCCUGAAAUUGACCUUGUCGAGAAUCUCUAUGACAGAUCAGUCAUCCGCAAUCUUUUGAACGGCACAAUUGUGGGCUUGAAUUCAGAGCUGUAUCCUUACCAACGGAGGUCGGCGGCGUUGAUGUUGCAAAAAGAGGUUCAACCGGAGCAGAUUCUCGACCCCCGAUUACUUCAAAUCCAGGACCAAGAAGGCGGAUCUUGGUACUUUGACCCAGUCUCCAGUACAAUCUUGAGGGAUCCACGCUAUUAUGAUGGCGUUUGUGGUGGCAUUCUCGCCGAAGAGAUGGGUGCCGGCAAAACCAUCAUCUGCCUCGCACUCAUUCUUGCUACUAGAGAUCUACCGGCACAGCCUCCUGAGCAUUUACGCACUGGAGAUCGUCCAGUAAGGAAGGGCUUGGCUUCUCUAGCAGACAUGGCCGCUUCCUGUGCUACAAGACACUCGGUCCCAUGGAAACCCUGGUUCGGCCUUCUCGAGGCACAGUCGGGCCACGAACACACACGAUGUAUUCAAGCACUCGAACAAAACCCUGGUCAUUACUUUGUUCCGCCACCAAAAACACGGCGAACCGCAAGACGUUCUGCCGGGACACUUGAACUGUCCAAGAAGCAGGUUUAUCUCAGCAAUGGAAGCAUCGUCGUAGUACCUUCCAACCUGCUAGCGCAGUGGAAGCAGGAGAUUAAAAAACAUACCGAGGAUUUGAGGGUUCUGGUAAUGGAAGGGCACGAUCACUUGCCACCGCCCAAAGUUCUGCUAGAGUACGACAUGAUUCUAUUUUCUCAGUCUCGACUAGAAGCACUGAAAAGACAAGCAGGGGGAGUCGAUGCCACUCCGUUGUCGCAGGUUCAUUUCAAACGAUGCAUCGUUGACGAGGGACACAAGCUUGGUAAUUCCAGAAUAAGUGGCAAGAGCGAUAUGCUGCUGGUUUUGGAAUCCCUACAUGUCUCGUCGCGGUGGAUUGUGACUGGUACCCCGUCUCAUGGUUUGUACGGAGUAGAUGCACAAAAGAGGGCCAGUGAAUCAAAUGGUGUACAACGCGAGGACAGCAUCUCGACAGAAGCUGACGCGAAUGAGAGCCACUCUGAUCUCGAGAUGGAAACGAAAGAUUUGACAAGAAUAGGCGCGAUUGCAGCGCUCUAUCUUAAAGCUCGACCCUGGGCGAACACCUCUCUGGAACCUGGGGAUACUACAGCGGAUUGGGCCAAGUAUAUGCUGCUUCCAAAGCACAAAUCGACUGGGCAAGGUCGUUGGGACAUCUUGAGAUCUACCUUGAACUCCCUCAUCAUCAGGCACCGCCUCACAGAAGUUGGCGAUUUAUUACCUCCCGUGAACGAAAAAUUGGUCGUUUUAGAGGGUUCGUACCAAGAUCAAAUGUCACUCAACAUCUUCUCGAUGAUGAUCAUCUUCAACGCCGUACAAUCUCAGCGAACCGACAUGGACUACUUCUUCCACGCCAAGCAGCGGAAAGCACUGAUGCAAGUUGUUCAAAAUCUCAAGCAAGCAAGCUUCUUUGGUGGUUCUUUCUAUUCACGGCGAGAUAUUGUGAAAGCUGUUGAGACUGCUGAAGAAUUUCUCCAGGAAAACAAAAUCCCCAUCAGCGAUGAAGAUCGCUGCCUCCUUGAGCAAGCGAUACAGUUUGGCCAUGUCGUAAUAGACAACAAGCUCAAGGCACUGGGUAAUCAAUUCCACGAGAUGCCAGUAUUCGUCAAGGGCAUACCGCAAAGUCUCAGCUCGUCUUGGUCACUGGAUGGUGACACAGGAGAUGGCAUGUGCAGCUCAUCAAACAUGCUAGUGGCCCUUCAGAAACUCGUCUACAAAUCGGUGUCAAAACCUGACAAGUUCAACUCACUGCUUAACGGCCAGCUAGCCCAAGAGGGAGUUACGGAGAGAGAGCGCAUGCUUGCGUCGGAUGAUCCAGAAAUGAAUUCGCAAACAAUGGCUGGAAAUACGAAACUAGGAAAUGACCAGCACCCAAGCAUACGUGCUCGGAGCACAAAGGAUGCAAAGCCUGAAGCUGAGGCUAUCCCUGAUGGUGCUCUUGGGCCUUUAGAAGAAGCAAGAAUAACGUCUACUGCAUCCAUCAAGCUUUCGUAUCUGAUUGACAAUAUUCUGAGAUACCAGGAAGACGAAAAGAUACUCAUCUUCUAUGAAAAUGACAAUAUUGCAUGGUACCUAGCGGGCAUGCUUGAAGUUCUCCAAAUACAACACCUCAUCUAUGCCAAGGGCUUGACCGUCCAGAGGAGAUCCCAAUAUGUCAAUACAUUCAACCACAAUCCGAAAUUCAGGGUUCUAUUGAUGGACAUCUCACAGGCAGCUUUUGGUCUGGACAUGAGAGAGGCAUCGAGGAUAUUCUUUAUCAGUCCAGUACUCAAUCCACAGGUGGAAGCGCAGGCCAUUGGUCGUGCGCGUCGCAUUAGUCAGAAAAAGGCGGUAUUCGUUGAGACAUUGGUGUUGAAGAACAGCAUAGAAGAGGUGAUAUUGGAACGAAAACAACACAUGACGCAGGCAGAACACCACCGAGCGCAAUCGAUUCUGGACGUUGGUCCGAUCUACAACUGGAUCAAGAACGCACGAAUCAACCCAAUGCCGAUGGCUGAAGGCGAGCUUAGCAAAGAAGGUCAGAUGGCACCUCUCGGCACGCCUCAGUACAUCUUCAGAAGGGGAUUCGGGCGCACUAUGCACCCUGACGAAGGAUUGGUAUUGGAUGACUCCCCCACAAAGAAUACAAGCGAUGCAGGGAUGGUUCUCGGAAGUCUUGAGAUGACGAAUGGACUCAAGCGGACAUCGCAAUCCGACAAAGUUACAAUUGGCGAGCAUCAUAAUGAAGGCACGGCUUCAUCAAGCACCACAAGCGAUAUCGCCGCGCGUCCAUCGAAAAGAGUGCGCUUUGCCGGCAGUUCAGAGGAAGAUUGA